CUUCCUUACUCUGCAGAAGAAAACCUCUACGGUUGUGAAGCAUUUUGUGUUUAAUCACUGUGGAAAAGCCAUCAUCCUGACUCCAAAUAUUGUGGACAGGAAAACCUGCAUGGGAGAGAAAGCCUUCGAAUGCAGUGAUGGGUCAGGGUCAAGCAUGGGAUGAGUGGAGAGGAAGUGAGAUUUCAUCUACUAAUGUGAGACACCCUGAUUUCCUGACCUUUGCGGGAGAACAACACCCCGACACCUGUGCAGGACAUUCAACCUCAGGCCUUGCAGGAAGAGGGUGAGAUUGUUCCUUUUCACCCCUAUAUUUAGCUCCACACCCAUGCAAAACAAUCAUAUCAUGUGUCUGGAUCAAGCAUUGUCUGCUGUAGGUGACAUGUCCUCCCUCUGGGUUUGUCCUCCAAUCCAAGCGCUUGAAAAGUGAAAAACUCAUGUGACUGGCUGCUCCUGAUAAUGUGCGCUGCUUGAUGCCAUGACUGGCAGUUCCUGAAGGUGGGCUUUGGGUUCAGACACAGACAAAUGACUAGUACACCUAUUAUUCCUCUUAAAGGUGGCUUUACGGAGGUUCGUCUCUCCUCAGUUACUCCCCAAUCUUUGUCACCGCUGGGAAUUACAGAAAUUGAACAGGAUCUGUCGGGAUUUUUUUUUUUUUUUUUGCAGUACGCGGGCCUCUCACUGUUGUGGCCUCUCCCGUUGUGGAGCACAGGCUCCGGAUACACAGGUUCAGAGGCCAUGGCUCACGGUCCCAGCCGCUCCGCGGCAUGUGGGAUCUUCCCGGACCAGGGCAUGAACCCGUGUCCCCUGCAUCGUCAGGCGGAUUUUCAACCACUGAGCCACCAGGAAGCCCCCUGGAUUUUUUAUUGGCUCAAUUCUACCAGCUGUCAGUAAUGUCCUCAGUACAGGUGUACCAACUGCACCAUUAUUGCCACCAGAACUAGCCAGUCCCUCAUUUAUGUGCCACCAAUGAAGCCAGCUACUGCAUUACCAGGUCUGAUGCAUUUACCAGCAGGUAUGCCUAACCUCUGUGCCCUCCCCAGUCUUAAGCUUUCUGCACCCCACAUCAUGCCAGGUGUCAGUUAGCCAGAACCCAGGUUCUGCCUUCCUAGGACUUUAUCUAAUAGUAAAAACCUCAUUUCAGCCUCUGAUGAAAGGUUACACAGUUCUCAUGCUCGAGCAGCCUUGGGUUACAUCGUGUAUAGCCAAUCAGGGUACAGCUUAUUUUUCUUUUUUUUAAUAUUUAUUUAUUUGGUUCUGCUGGGUCUCAGUUGUGGCAGGUGGGCUCCUUACUUGUGGUGGGUGGGCUCCUUAGUUGUGGCAUGCAAACUCUUAGUUGUGGCAUGCAUGUGGGAUCUAGUUCCCUGAACAGAGAUUGAACCUGGGCCCCCUGCAUUGUGGGCGUGGAGUCUUAACCACUGCACCACCAGGGAAGUCCCCAGGGUGCAGCUUCUUGAUGACACUUUCUUGAGGCUAAUCAAACCAUUGUAAUGAUAAUCCAAAUCAAGCUUAAAACAAAGCCUGGACUGGAAUUAACCUCUGAACCUUCAUUUAUACAUAUUAAUAUAUGGAGUGACAUGUCAUGUUUGGUUCCUUUUUGUGUAUGCGUAUUGCUAUUUGGCCUAUCUGUUGACCUCUUUAAUUAUUGGCAGUGACACUAAUUAUCAGCAGAUUAGUCUUAACUCCCUUGAAUGCAGAGUAAUGGAUUAUAUACUAGCCCUGGAUGACAUUCUGAUUUUCUGGAAUAAGACCUAUAUUUCCAGUAGAAUUUGUUGCAGUUGCCUGAGUCUGAGACCUCAUGGGUCAUGUUAGAGGUUUAUAUGCAGGUUGGCCUCAUUCUGCUGCUUCGACUCCUAGUGAUAGUGUCAUCAACAAGUGCUCACUGAGAUCCACGAAGCAGAUUUCAUCCCAGCUUUUGUUCUUCAGUGGCUGACCAGAUGUCAUUUGCAUGUGAAAAUUCUCCAUAAGCCAAGUUGACGUGUCAACCAGGAGUAGCUUAUUGAAGACCCUCCUCUGUGCAUCGCUCUUGCCCCUGCUCAUCAUGUUGUACAUGUGAAUACAAGGCUAUGAUCCCUUUUUUUCUCAGAAUUGAGAAACACAGUGAGGAGCUUGGAAAGACGACAUCAUCUCUCCCAUUGAGACAACAAGCAGGCUUGGUUCGUGCUUCAAAGAAACAAAUAAAUUCCACAACCUCAGCAUUGCUCUCCUGUAAGACAACCCAAUGUAGUGCAGACUCGACAUGGGCCCUCUGUGUCACCCCUGAGAGACUCAGGGACAAAGAGACAAAGGGAACCAAUACAAACAGGCUAACUUUCCUUGGAGGAAGGGAAUAAUCAAGUCACUGGUCCAAAAGUAUUGGUGAUGGAGACGUGGCUUCCUGGAAGAGGCAGAACAGUAGUGGCCAGGCUGGGUGGAAAGACAGAAACGCAUCUGGAAUCCAGUAAUGAAAGCUCUUCCCCAGACAUUUGCCCAUGUUUGGGGCAAGAAGAGGGAACAAGGAUCCCUGCUGUCCUACUUCUUAAUGAGGCUCAACACAGACGCACCAGCGACAUGGGAGCAGGAAACCAUACAGGAGUAUCACAGUUCCUCCUCCUGGGCCUCUCAGACGAUCCUGACCUGCAGCCCCUCCUCUUUGGAGUGUUCCUGUCCAUUUACCUGGUCGCUGUGCUGGGGAACCUGCUCAUCAUCCUGGCCAUCAGCUCAGACCCCCACCUCCACACCCCCAUGUACUUCUUCCUCGCCAACCUGUCCUUUGUUGACAUCUGUUUCAUCUCCACCACUGUCCCAAGGAUGCUAGUGAACAUCCAGACACAGAGCAAAGGCAUCUCCUACAUAGGGUGACUCACUCAGGUGUAUUUUUUUUUUAUUUUUACUGUAAUGGAUAGUUUUCUCCUGACUGUGAUGGCCUAUGACUGGUUUGUGGCCAUCUGCCAUCCCCUGCACUACAUGGUCAUCAUGAACCCCCGCUUCUGUGUCCUCCUGGUUCUGAUGUGUUGGCUCGUCAUUUUCUGGGUUCCCCUGAUUCAUAUUCUACUGUUGAGGCAGCUGAACUUCUGUACUGGCACUGAAAUUCCACAUUUCUUCUGUGAACUGGCUCAGAUUCUCAAGGUGGCCUGCUCUGACAUCCUCAUCAAUAACAUCUUCUUGUUUGUGGCCACUGCCCUGCUGGGUGUGUUUCCCCGCAUUGGAAUCCUCUUCUCUUACUCUCGAAUUGUCUCCUCUUUAAUGAAAAUCUCCUCUGCAGCGGGCAAAUAUAAAGCAUUAUCCACCUGUGUGUCUCACCUCUCUGUGGUUUCCUUGUUCUAUGGGACAGGCGUGGGGAUCUAUCUCACUUCUGCUGUGACCCAUUCUCCCCAGAGAAGCUCCAUCGCCUCAGUGAUGUACACCGUGCUCACCCCCAGGCGGAAACCCUUCAUCUACAGCCUGAGGAACAAGGAUGUGAAGGGGGCCCUGGGAAGGCUCCUUGGUUUAGGUACCACUUGUCUGUGAGGGGCCACUGGCCUCAGAACUAAGUGGACACUGUGGGCUGCAAAAACAAAUUUUGUGAAUUUAUAUCUCCUGAUUUUCUUUUCCCUUAAAAGACAUGCUUCAUUUCUUCCAUUCUCAAAGCAAUUAUGACUUUGCUUUUAUUUGUGUUUGUAUUAGUUUCUGCUCAACACCCUCCUCAGUAAUUCCUUUUGACUUUUGCUUCCUAUUUGCAGCCCAUACAUUUCCAUCUUGGGCUGGGUUUCUUACAGCCAUUCUGGCGAUUUCCAACAUUAGAUUUGAAGCACUUAUACCACGUAUGGCAUGGUUUCCCCCCAAAUUAUCCUCUCAAAUGUUCAUGUUCUUCAUGUUAAUUUUUCUGUGUGUUUGCUUUUCUCUGGAAGAAAUGGAAUGAAAAUCACACAACAGUCAUAACCAAAGUGCUUCACAUACCAAGGCUGUUCUUGUUCUGUGUAUGUUUUAUGUUAUCUUGACAAAAUUUCAAAAGGUGUUUUCUCUCAUUUAUCUCAUUUUUCAAACAGAUUGGGAAUGGAAUAGAGUCUACCCUGAAAACCUAACACUAUGCCCACAUUCCUAACUUUGCUAUCCAACAUUUUCCUGAAGACUGUGAGAUUUUCAGCUUCAAGAGUGGGAAUCUAGUUUUGAGUUAGUUUUUUCACAUGAUUCAUAGAAGUAUAUAGCAUAGAAUAAUUAUGAGAUAUUGCUUCAUUCUUUGCCUUCUUUCUUCCUCCCUCCCUCCCCCUCCCUCCCUUCCUUUCCUCUUUCUUUUGUUUUGCUGGACCUUUAUUUGCUAUCAUUGCUGUUUUAAGAUAUACCCCAAUAUCCUAAAACAUCUAAUAAUGAAUGCAAUAGAAUAAAACUUGCUUUCUCUUGUGGCUUAUUUGGGGGGAGGGCACUCUUUGGAGGUGCCAGCAGGAGUGGUAAUCACACACCUGUGGAGUGUUUUCAGAACUUAGUCCACUUUUUGAGAAGAAUAUUGAUAGAAUUGAGUCUGCAGCAAAGGGUGGAGUGGUAGAAGCUGUCAGCAUUUCUCCUACAUUCCCUGGGAUCCCUUCACCAUCCCCACUGCACAGCAGCCUGACUGUCACUGUCAGCACCAGGUAGAACCUAGUUUUCCCAAUGUGUGACGGCAGACCUGACAGAGAAUUAUGCCCCACGAGGGACAGUUCUUGAUGGACAGGUGUGGGGUAUACUGUCUUCUUCACCCCUUAGCUGGGAUCAUUCUGAAGUUUGGAUUUUGUGCCAUUUUCCAGAAUUUCCCUACAGGAUGAAAACUCUGCUCACUCGUGUGCAAGCUAACUUAAGAUGAGCUUUAUUGGAUGUGUUUUCUGCCCUGUAUCACUUCCCUUUUCUCUAACCUAUGUUCCACGGUCCUUGCUCCUUCCAAUAAUGUGCUUCGACAUAAAUCCUUGAUUCGGCACCUGCUUCCGAGGAACCAAAGCUGAGACACGUGAUGAAGACUAUUAAGAAUAUCCAAACAAUACCAUGAAUGGAACAAAGGACUCUGGGGGCAAAAACGACAAAAACAAACACAAAACAAAUACUGGGUAUAUAGUAAGAUCUUCAAAUUACUGGAAAAUCGUAAUUUAUUAGUAAGGAAAAACAUAUUCAGUGGGGCUUUAAUUGAAUUUGAUUCCACUAAGUUUAAUCCAUAGUGGGUUUUUUUAAUUUAUUUUUUUCUGCAGCAGGUUCUCAUUAGUUAUCUAUUUUAUGCAUAUUAGUGUAUAUAUGUCAAUCCCAAUCUCCCAAUUCAUCCCACCACCACCCCCCGCUUUCCCCCCUUGGGAAAGAGAUAUUCAGUGUGGCUUUAAUUCAAUUUGAUUCCACUAAGUUUAAUCCAUAGUGUUUUUAUUGCCUACUUCAUAUGAACAAAACUGGGGACCAAAGAGGUAAACAUGUUGCAAUUCAGAGUGGUAACCAUAAUAAUAUUGGUGUGUAAUAAUGCAUGCUGAAAACAAAGGUAGAACUUUUCAAUUCACCUUGAGUGAGUCCAGAAUAAAACUUUUAAAAAUUUAUUUAAUAGCUUUAUUGAGGGAUAAUUUAUAUAUCAUGAAAUUCAGCCAUUUAAAGCAUAAGGGCAAUAGUUUUGAUAGAUUUUUACUUAUGCAAUCAUCACCACAAUCCAGUUUUAGAACAUUUCUGUCACCCUAGAAAGUUCUCCUGUGCCCAUUUGCAGGUAACAUCAACUGCCACCUCAGUCCUAGGCAGCCACUUAUUUGAUUCUGUCUCUAUAAACUGGCCUUUUCUAGCUAUUUUAUAUAAAUGGAAUCAUACAAUAGAUGAUCUUUUGUAUCUGGCUUCUUUCACUUAGCAGAAUGAUUUUUCAUAGUUAUCCAUGUGAAAAACACACAUCAGUAUUUUGUUCCUUAUAAUUGUAGAAUAGUAUUCAAAUGUAUGGCUGUGCCACAUUUUGCUUAUCCACGGAUAUUUGGAUAUUUCCAGUUGGUCAGUAAACCUGUUCAGACACACACACCCUUCACUGAUGUGCUGUAUUCAUCCUGUGGUGACUCUUGGCACUCUGGGUCAGAGGGAAGGUCUGGAGGCCAUGUGAUCUACUCAGGACACCGGAGUCCGAGGCUAAAUCUGCACCCAGGGCUCCGGAGCGCCUGGCCUCACACCUGUAUGCAGACAAUUAUUGCAAAUAUUUUGGGUAUUGGAAGCUAUCCUUUCAACUGUAAUUUUUUGAGAUCUAAACACAAAUCAGUUACAUCUGAUGAAUAUAUAAUAUCCAGUGAAUUUUGAAUACUUCAUAUGAAGGAUUUAAAUAGCUCCACU
Molecule: messenger RNA, 6258 nt
Organism: Globicephala melas (long-finned pilot whale)
Lineage: Eukaryota; Metazoa; Chordata; Mammalia; Artiodactyla; Delphinidae
Product: olfactory receptor 7D4-like
Biological process (GO): G protein-coupled receptor signaling pathway
Cellular component (GO): plasma membrane
Molecular function (GO): G protein-coupled receptor activity; olfactory receptor activity
Source: RefSeq, a predicted model, not a curated record